Molecule: messenger RNA, 5064 nt
Organism: Ictalurus punctatus (channel catfish)
Lineage: Eukaryota; Metazoa; Chordata; Actinopteri; Siluriformes; Ictaluridae
Product: inactive ubiquitin carboxyl-terminal hydrolase 53
Exons: 18
Coding region: 803-3817 (1004 amino acids)
Biological process (GO): response to auditory stimulus; sensory perception of sound; protein deubiquitination
Cellular component (GO): cell-cell junction
Molecular function (GO): cysteine-type deubiquitinase activity
Source: RefSeq, a predicted model, not a curated record
CUCAGCGCUGGAAACAUCACAAAUCCUGAAUUUCAGGUGGCUGCAGUGAGUUGGCUCACUACCGCCAUACACAAACAUUCAGUGUCCAGGGAGCUGCAAUCCUACAGGGACGCUGCGAGUCAGUGCAAUAUUGAAAUGCAGAGUAGAGUUAUUUGGAGAAAAGAAAUUAAAUGUCUGAGUAGUCACUACUUCAACACAAAAAGUGAUUUUCUUUCUUGUCAGUCAUUUUGUUACUUUACUUAAGUGUCAACUUCACCUAACGCAGUCGGCUCUUCCGCCUUUGACACUUCGGCAGCUGACGCCGAAAAGCAAUGUUGAUAUUUGGGAAUAAUCGCUGAUUAAGUCGAUCGGAAAGAGGCGAAAUUAUCCUGGAAAGUCGUCCACAUGGUUGGAUUUCAUGAGGAUUUAUUACUGACGUGUUCAUGGAGCAACACCUAGGAUAUGGAUGACGUGCCAUAAGAGCUGCUUAAUGCUGUUAUAAGAAUCUGGAUCCACUUCAGAAAGGGAAUGAACAAACCAUAAAAAGACUCAAGCAGAUAUCUGCCAUUUUCUGGUAAGGCCUCUGGUCAUUCAAUUGGUUGGUGUAACCUUGGAGACUUUUAGAGACUCUCAAUGGACAUCAGCCUCAUGUGUGAAGCAGUUGCAAAAUUCUACUCUGAUGUUCAACAACACUUUAGCUUCUGCUUGUGUAAUUACAUAGCCUCUCAUUGAAGAGGCUCAUCCAGUUCAAGGAAAUAACACCAGACCUGCUUCAAUAAGAGCCUCUCUCUUAGCUGGAAGGCAAAUUUCUGCCCAGAAUCCAAUGGCAUGGGUAAAGUUCUUCAAGAAACCAAGGGGCAAUCUUGGCAGGGUUUACCAGCCGGGGUCUAUGCUGUCCCUGGCUCCUACCAAAGGGCUUCUAAAUGAGCCGGGACAGAACAGCUGCUUCCUUAACAGCGCAGUGCAGGUGCUGUGGCAGCUUGACAUCUUUAGACGGAGUCUACGACAACUUCCCAACCAUUACUGCUUAGGGGAAGCCUGCAUCUUCUGUGAAUUAAAGGGAAUAUUCUCACAGUUUCAGGACAGCAGGGAGCGAGCGCUACCUUCAGACAAUCUGCGCAUUGCCCUGGCAGAGACUUUUAAGGAUGAGCAACGUUUCCAGUUAGGCUUUAUGGACGAUGCCGCAGAAUGCUUUGAGAACAUUCUAGAGAGGAUCCACCUCCAUAUUGCUCCUGAUGUUGAUACAGAUGCCUGUACAUCCAAAGUCUGCAUCACACAUCAGAAGUUUGCCAUGACACUUUAUGAACAGGUUGUAUGUCGAAGCUGUGGAGCCUCGUCUGACCCUCUGCCCUUCACUCAGUUAGUGUUCUAUGUUUCCACCACAGCUCUUUGCGAAAAGUUAUUGGAGAGGAGAGAUGAAAAGCCACGUUCUGACAUGUUUGGUGAACUGCUCCAGGCAGCCAGCACGAUUGGAGACCAACGUGACUGUCCAAGUAAGUGCGGUCAGGUGAUCAAGAUCCGGCGCGUGCUGAUGAACGCACCGGAAAUCGUCACCAUUGGUUUUGUGUGGGACUCGGAGCAGUCUGACAUGAUGUUGGACGUCAUCAAAUCUCUUGGACCACACCUUAGCCUCUCAGGGCUUUUUUACCAUGUCACAGAUGAACAAGCCAAAAAGAGUGACCUGCAGCUGGUUGGGAUGAUCUGCUACACAAGCAAACACUACUGCACCUUCGCUUUCCACACCAAGUCCUCCAAAUGGUUCUUCUUUGAUGAUGCCACAGUCAAAGAGGUGGGCUCGAAAUGGAAGGAUGUGGUUACUAAAUGCAUCCGAGGACACUUCCAGCCACUACUCUUGUUCUACUCCGACCCUGAGGGGAGCGCCGUGAAAGGAGUUGAGGUCCCUCGGUCUGAAAGCUCUGCUAACCAUCACAAGCCCUCAGCUAACGGUGAAAUCCCAGGCACCCCGCAGCCAGGCAGUAAGAAGCUGGAACUGACCCGAGAAAACCUGAGUGCUCUGUUGUCAGGUCACGGUACUUUAAAGCAGAAGAGCCAGCCCCUGUCAGCAUUCAAGCGUGACACCAACCAGACCAGUGAUGGGAAAGGACAAGUAAAAAUAAACAGUGAACCAAAGGGCUUCUUUCGAGAACUCUCCAGAGAAGCCCGCAACUUUAACAUUAUGAAGAGAGACGCUGAUAAAUCGCACCAGAGGCCCGAAACACAGAGAAACAGAGACACUGCCUCAGAGAGGUCCUAUUCGCGAUCACUCUCGCCUCCUGAGAACGGAUUUAAAAACGCAGAGUCUCGGUUGUAUAGAAGUCAGGGCGUGGGCCCGACACGGGCACAGCGCUCUCCCCGCACAAACAGGCGUGUAGCUCACGCACCACGUUCACAUUCUCAACCUCGCAUCCCAGUUCACUCUCCAUCCAGCAAUCUGUCCUCGAGAUUAGAUUUCUCCAAUGGUUAUGAUACAGACAGUAGCUUUGACUCAAGAGGGCGUCCUAACGGAGCAUUACGCACUCAUGCUAACCGUGCUUGGAAGCCCAUGCGCCAGGUCCUCAAUGUAGACAGCAUACUGAGCAACAACAACGAGAGCCGUCUCCCCAGCCUGGGUCAGCAGACCUCUGACCCGAAGAGGCUGCUGUAUGAGCGUGAGACCAGCUGGUCUGCGCGUGAAGAUGGUAAAACUAAAAACUUGAUGACUAUUUACGAGGAUGAGCAGCGUCAUGAACUGGGCAGCAGGAGCUCACUGGAAUCAGAAAGCCGUGAAAGAGAAAGGACCAAAGGCACUGUUAACCACUUCACACUAAAAAAAGAAAACUGGAAGAACCAGCGAAUGGAAUCUGGAUAUGAGAGCAGCGACAGGCUGAGCAAUGGCUCGGCUGGUAUGGACUCUCCCGUGGUGGAGAAUGUAGGUGCAAGAGAGCGACGGCGUGUCCCUGAGGUACACAUGCUGAGGGACCCAGAUUACCAACAGAGGUAUGAGGACUCAAAGGCAGACAGUUCGCAGACUCCAUUUUCUUACGGUGAAUUGCGAGGGAAAACUUACGAACAUAUUCCCAGACAGAACAGAAGAGGUCACAUGGACAGAACUGACGGAGUGAAUGGUAGUACUGGGACUGGGUUAUUAAGCAAAACAAGCAGCUCCGAGUGGAACAGCUCUGAUGAUUUGGCCGGUCCUGUAUCAGAGCAAGAGGAUUCUUUAUUUCGCACUGAUGUGCCUCCGCUUGUUCAUCACAAACCAUCCCAGAGUCUUUCUCGCACCUCAGUUCCACCAUUACCCCCCAAACCCAAAGUGCUGAGAUCUGAAAACACGAGAGUUCUAAUUCCAAACUCUGCUCACAUGAGACCCAAAUCCCCAGCCUAUAAAGGAGCAGCUUUGUCGAAGAUGAGCUCGGAGAUAUGUUUCGAGAACUCUGAGCCAAACAUGCCCUCCUCAUCAGACAGCAGCUCUAAAUCCGGCUCGUCCGACCAGGACAGGAACGAUCUGUCUGCCAGUGAGAGUGAGGACAAGUGUCCCAGCAUCCCUGAUUUUUGCGUCGAAUCCACUGCCACGAGAGAGUAUGCAAUCCCCACCACCUACUUUUCUGUUGAUAGCUGCAUGACAGACACUUACCGGGCCAAGUACCAUAAGAAAAUAUCUGCGGCAGAUUCUAAAACAGGAGAGCACACAUCAUCUAGUGAGAGCGAUCAUGGGGAAACUGCAUCCCCAGCUCUCGCAGACGUAAAGAUGCCAGAUCUGUCCAGAACCAAGAAAGAAACAGCCCGCACCAGCAGUAAACCCCUCGUGAAAUGGAAUCCUGUUUCUGUAAAAGGACUGGAUGAACAUGGCUUCCUAUGACACCAAACAUCAGUCCCACCAGACAGAAAGAUGUAGAACAUUUUAAAAUGGACAUCGUGCCAAAGAGAUCAGACUCUUGCAGAGACCUGAGACACCUUUGCUCUUCAUUCUCCCUUUAUUUUUGCCUCAAAUGAAUUCAAGGAAUAAUUCUAUUGACAUUUUUGCAAUUGCACAUUCAUGAGCCAUUAUAGAAUGAAAGAUCGAUCCUCUUGUCUGUUUUUUUUUUUUUUUCUUUUUUCAUUCAGUAUGUUUUAUGUGAGUUAUUGCAGAUCUCAGAAUGUAGAAAACUGCUGAAAGAGCCAAGACGUGGAUGAACAACUCUGUUUGCAUCACUGUGUUUAGGAAAGUUUCCAGUGUAAUUGGAUAAUAACGCAUUGGUUAUAUUUAAAUGUAUGGAUGAUGUUUUACUUCUGCUAUGUGUGAUAGUCAUCUCUGGAAUGGGGAAUGAUUUAAAAUAUAUUUUCCUAUUUUUUUUUAUGUUGUUGUUUUUAAGAUAAAUGCCAAAAAGAUAAAGCCAACCCUGCUUAAUGAUUUCCCCCAUAUUAGUUUACAUAGUUUUCUAAUGUCUUGGAUGUUGAUGAAAUGUUUUGGCUCUUGUAUUUACCUUUCUGACUAUGUCUAAGUAACUCCAUCAAGCCUAAAUGCACUAAACUGCAUUUUCUUCAACGUGCCUGGCAGUUUUACAAUCAGAAGACAUUUUGUUUUACUUUAUUUAGAGGGUUAAACUUGCUGCUCCGACUGUAGCAGGGGGAAGGAGAAACACUGAAUUAUAUACUAAAGCACACAGAUGAAACUGAUUAAAUAUUACCUGGUGUCUUGAUUGAUUUUGCUGCAUCUUUUUUGCACUAUGACAUGCUGAUCUCCUUAAAUUAAUCAAUUCAAGGUCACACAUUUUGGACAGUGGACUGGACCUUUACUUUGUCAUCUGUUAUGGAAGUUAAUGCGAGACAAAAAUAUUUGCUUGUACAUGACUUUUAAUUUGCUCCAAAAUAUAUGGGUACUGUAUGGUUUUAUUUUAAAAGCCUUUUUAAUGUCAUAGACACAAUGUACAUUUUAAAAAAUAUAUUUUUUAUUUUUGUUAAAGUAAAUUUUGUACGUUUACUAGACGGACACUAAUAAAACAGUGCCUUAUUUUGUAUGUAAACAACAGAAAAUAGCUGAUUUUAUUUGUGAUUUCUUUGUAUGUCGUUAUGAUUAAUUUCUACUGACCAACAAAUGUUUAAUAAAUGAUUUUCAUCUGAUUGUAA